AUGGUUAAACCAAUCAUUGCUCCAAGUAUCUUAGCAUCAGAUUUCGCAAAUUUAGGUUGUGAUUGCCAUAGAAUUAUCAAUGCAGGUGCAGAUUGGUUACAUAUAGAUGUCAUGGAUGGUCAUUUCGUACCAAAUAUCACUUUAGGUCAACCUAUAGUCACCUCGCUACGUCGUUCGGUACCAAGACCAAACGAUACCACUUCUGAUAAACCAAAGGCAUUUUUCGAUUGUCAUAUGAUGGUGGAAAACCCAGAAACUUGGGUUGAUGAUUUUGUUAAAUGUGGUGCUGAUCAAUUCACUUUCCAUUACGAAGCCACUAAAGAUCCUUUGAAUUUGGUUAAAUUGAUCAAAUCCAAGGGUAUCAAAGCCGCUUGUGCCAUUAAACCAACUACUCCAGUUGAUGUUCUUUAUGAAUUAGGUGCUCAUUUGGAUAUGGCUCUUGUCAUGACUGUAGAACCUGGCUUUGGUGGUCAAAAAUUUAUGGCUGAUAUGAUGCCCAAAGUCGAAGCUCUAAGAUUGAAAUUCCCCAAUUUGAACAUCCAAGUAGAUGGUGGUUUAAGUAAAGAUACUAUCCCAUAUGCUGCCAAAGCUGGGGCAAAUGUCAUCGUUGCAGGUACAAGUGUCUUCACUGCCUCUGAUCCACAAGAUGUCAUCUCAUUUAUGAAAAAGGAAGUUUCUAAUGAAAUGGCUACCAGAAAUUUAUUAGAUUAA
Molecule: messenger RNA, 711 nt
Organism: Henningerozyma blattae CBS 6284
Lineage: Eukaryota; Fungi; Ascomycota; Saccharomycetes; Saccharomycetales; Saccharomycetaceae
Gene: RPE1
Product: ribulose-phosphate 3-epimerase RPE1
Exons: 1
Coding region: 1-711 (236 amino acids)
Biological process (GO): carbohydrate metabolic process; pentose-phosphate shunt, non-oxidative branch; pentose-phosphate shunt
Cellular component (GO): cytosol
Molecular function (GO): metal ion binding; D-ribulose-phosphate 3-epimerase activity
Source: RefSeq, a predicted model, not a curated record